This is a messenger RNA of Anarrhichthys ocellatus (wolf-eel), 1085 nucleotides long. Its product is annotated as tripartite motif-containing protein 16-like. Bases 180 to 1085 code for a protein of 301 amino acids. The transcript has 2 exons. The record is from RefSeq and is a predicted model, not a curated record. Gene Ontology annotation, molecular function: protein binding. NCBI's taxonomy places the organism in Eukaryota, Metazoa, Chordata, Actinopteri, Perciformes, Anarhichadidae.
CUGCAUCACUGAACUUUAAUAUCUACAGUUUACAGACUGCUGUAACCAACAUGGUGGUGAAGUGCAGGAGCUGACAGGCACCAUUCACUGCAAAGACACAAGCUGUUCAGAUCAGAGCUCAAACUAGUUUACCUUCUCACAAAGUGACACUCACACAGUCGUUGUCUCUGAGAGGGGAAAUGGAGCAGAAAGGAGUUCAGCUGGACCAGGAAACCUUCUCUUGUUGCAUCUGUCUGGAUCUACUGAAGGAUCCGGUGACUAUUCCCUGUGGACACAGCUACUGCAUGAACUGUAUUAAAACACACUGGGAUAAGAAGAAACUCCACAGCUGCCCUCAGUGUAAGCAGACCUUCACACCGAGGCCUGUCCUGGUGAAAAACACCAUGUUAGCAGAUUUAGUGGAGGAGCUGAAGAAGACUGGACUCCAAGCUGCUCCUGCUGAUCACUGCUAUGCUGGACCUGAAGAUGUGUCCUGUGAUGUCUCACUGACGGGGACUGAAGUGGAUGUUUUACUGCCACAACCAGAGCCCAAGACCAGAGCUGAGUUCUUAAAGUAUUCACGUGAAAUCACACUGGAUCCAAACACAGCAUACCCAUAUCUGUUAUUAUCUGAUGGCAACAGAAAAGCAACAUAUCUGUGUGAACAUCAGUUUGAUUCUGAUCACCCAGACAGUUUCACUUUUUAUAAUCAGGUCCUGAGUAUUGAGAGUCUGACUGGACGUUGUUACUGGGAGGUGGAGAGGAAAGGACUAGGAGUUCAUGUAGCAGUCGCAUACAAGAAUAUCAGCAGAGAAGGAGACUCAGAUGAAUGUUUGUUUGGAUUCAAUGACAAAUCUUGGUCGUUAGAUUGUGACGAUGACAGUUAUGAGUUUUGGUACAACAGUGUCCAAACUCCCGUCUCAGGUCCUCAGUCCUCCAGAGUAGGAGUGUACCUGGAUCACAGAGCAGGUAUUCUGUCCUUCUACAGCGUCUCUGAAACCAUGACUCUCCUCCACAGAGUCCAGACCACAUUCACUCAGCCUCUCUAUGCUGGACUUAAUUUUUAUAGGGAUGGAAUCGCAGCUGAGUUGUGUAACCUGAAGUAG